Rhagoletis zephyria (snowberry fruit fly) is the source of this 1134-nucleotide messenger RNA. The record is from RefSeq and is a predicted model, not a curated record. Lineage: Eukaryota; Metazoa; Arthropoda; Insecta; Diptera; Tephritidae.
AUGCUCUACGGAGACUACCUUCAGAUCGACAAACUGCUUUCCUGCCAGGAGCCGGUGACUCGCAUGGCUGGCAAUGAAGUCCACGAUGAGCAUCUUUUUAUCAUCACGCACCAGGCGUAUGAGCUGUGGUUCAAACAGAUUAUCUUUGAGAUUGACUCCGUCAGGGAGAUUAUGACCAAUCGCAUUCGAGAUGAGGCCAACCUGCUCAUUGUCACCUCUCGACUUAACCGAGUUGUGCUCAUUUUAAAACUUCUCGUCGAUCAGGUGACCAUUCUCGAGUCAAUGACGCCGCUGGACUUUAUGGAGUUUCGAGACUUUCUCUCGCCGGCGUCCGGCUUUCAGUCGGUGCAGUUCCGCCUGCUGGAGAACAAACUGGGCGUCCGUAAUGACCUGCGCACCAACUACGGCAAGUCAAACUAUUUAAAAAUAUUCGAAGACCAAGAAGUGAUCAGCAUCAUCAAACAGUCAGAGGAUGACUUUUCGCUGUGCGACCUGCUGCAGCAGUGGCUGGAGCGCACUCCCGGCCUGGAGGAGGAGGACUUCUGCUUCUGGGAGAAGUACCGGGGGGCAGUGUCCAGUCUGCUCGACGACAAGAAGGCCGAGGCGGAAUCGCAGGCGGACGAGGCUGAGAAGGCACUCCAGCUCAGUGAGUGGAAACGCAAACAGGAGCUCUUUGAGUCGGUUUUUGACGUGAAGAAGCACAACGCUCUAGUGGCUCGAGGUGACCGGCGAUUCAGCCACAAGGCACUCCAGGGAGCGCUGAUGAUUUCGCUGUACCGCGAUGAGCCACGCUUCAAUCAGCCCUUUCAAAUUCUCCUCCUUCUGAUGGACAUUGACUCGCUGAUCACUAAGUGGCGAAGCAAUCACGUGGAAAUGGUUCUGCGUAUGAUUGGUAGCUCUCAGUUUGGCACCGGCGGCUCCAGUGGUUAUCAGUAUCUCCGCUCCACGCUGAGUGACCGGUACAAGGUGUUUGUCGAUCUGUUCAAUUUGUCCACUUUUCUCAUUCCUCGACAUGCCAUACCGCCACUGUCAACGCUUAUGAAGAAGCAACUUUCAUUGCGAAACGAUGGCAACAGCAGUGAUGGCCAUGCUUGGUCUUGCAAAACAGAAGAUGAAGCUAAUGCCGCUAAAUAG